Gracilinanus agilis (Agile Gracile Mouse Opossum) is the source of this 2047-nucleotide messenger RNA. It is a transcript of the gene DKC1, whose product is annotated as dyskerin pseudouridine synthase 1. Bases 107 to 1246 code for a protein of 379 amino acids. The record is from RefSeq and is a predicted model, not a curated record. The transcript has 9 exons. Gene Ontology annotation, biological process: box H/ACA sno(s)RNA 3'-end processing; snRNA pseudouridine synthesis; mRNA pseudouridine synthesis. Gene Ontology annotation, cellular component: box H/ACA snoRNP complex. Gene Ontology annotation, molecular function: pseudouridine synthase activity; RNA binding. Lineage: Eukaryota; Metazoa; Chordata; Mammalia; Didelphimorphia; Didelphidae.
UUCUUUUCAGGCCCUGGAAACGCUGACAGGAGCGCUGUUCCAGCGACCGCCUCUUAUCGCUGCUGUCAAGCGGCAGCUCCGAGUGCGAACUAUCUACGAGAGCAAGAUGUUGGAAUACGACCCAGAGAAAAGAUUAGGUAUCUUCUGGGUGAGCUGCGAGGCGGGAACGUACAUCCGAACGCUGUGCGUCCACGUUGGGCUGUUACUGGGAGUUGGAGGCCAAAUGCAGGAGCUCCGUCGCAUCCGCUCUGGAGUCAUGGGGGAGAAGGACCACAUGGUGACCAUGCACGAUGUACUGGAUGCCCAGUGGCAGUACGACAAUUACAAGGAUGAGGGCUACCUGCGGCGCGUCAUUUAUCCUCUUGAGAAGCUGUUAACAUCCCACAAGCGGUUGGUCAUGAAGGACAGCGCGGUCAACGCCAUCUGCUAUGGAGCCAAGAUCAUGCUUCCUGGGGUUCUGCGCUACGAGGACGGCAUCGAAGUCAAUCAGGAAGUUGUGGUCAUCACAACCAAAGGGGAAGCCAUCUGUGUGGCCAUCGCCUUGAUGACCACUGCAGUGAUUUCUACCUGCGACCACGGAAUCGUGGCCAAGAUUAAGCGCGUCAUCAUGGAGAGGGACACCUACCCUCGGAAGUGGGGGCUGGGCCCAAAGGCAAGUCAAAAGAAGAUGAUGAUCAAGCAGGGCCUCCUGGACAAGCACGGGAAGCCCAAUGACAGCACGCCCACAGCUUGGAAGGACGACUACAUCGACUACAGCGUCACCGUGAAGAGCGAGCCUGUCCCGGUCCCCGUGACGCCGGUGCCCAUGAAGACCGAGAAGACGCGGAAGCGGAAACGCGAGGGGGAGAGCGAAGAGGAAGAGGACGCCCAGGGCAGCGACUACAGCGACUACGGCGAUUAUGGCGAGGAGAACGGGGAGGAGGAGGAGGAGAGCAGCCAGGACGAAGAGGAGGAGGAGCAAGAUGACAGCGAGGAGGAAAGAAUGGAGAGCGAGGAAGAGGAGGGAACUGCAGUAGGCACCAAGGAGGAGGACGACGACGACGACGAAGAGAGUGAAGCCGAAGCUUUUGUUGCUCCUCAACCGGAAGUCAGCAAAAAAAGCAAGAAGAAGAAGAGCAAAAAAGAGAAGAAGGCCAAGGUGGAGGUGGAGAGUCCGAGCAGCAGAUCCCUGGACUCGGGCACCGAAGGCUCCAAGAAGAAGAAGAAGAAGAAGAAAGCCAGACUGAUGGCCGAGGACUCCGAGUAGAGAGAGGAGCCCGUGCGGGGGGAGACGGUGGAAGCCCCCACCAAGAGGAAAAGUGACUGAAAUGACAGCGCGCCUGAGGGAGGGGGGCCCCUGGCUCGCCAUUGGCAUAGUGGGGCUUCUGUGGUGUGGGGGUAGGGCCAUCCUAUCUUGUCCUGUUUUAAGGAUAUUUGCGGGGGCGUGGGUCAGGGACAGAUGCCCACCUGUGUGUACCAUAGCUUACUACGGUAGAGCAGCUGGUGGGCGGCCGCCCACUUGCGCCACCCCGGCCAGAGCCGGUACAAGUGCUGUCCGCUGUUCUUUUUAAUCAACAUGAAAUGAGGGGAUUUCGGUGGGUCUCUUCCUUCCCUCCCUCCCUCCCUCCUCCCUUCCCCCUUCCCUCCCUUGGUUGAAAACCAUCCAUUACAAACCAUUGUUCCAUUUGAUGUUUUGCACAGGACAGAAGCCUCUGUUGCUGUGGGCAGCUGGAGUUGUUUGGGGGAGGGAGCGGGAGGGGUGCGCAAAGAUCCCAUCCCUUGUGAGGGGCAGCUUCCUUGGAGAAGGGGCUCUUGGGAUUGUUUGGGCUUCCUGUUGCAGUGUUUGUUCGAAGCCACCUUAGGCCCCGGCUCCCUGGGAGAUGGCCCUGUGCUGUGGGGUUGGCAGCACCUCUCCGAGGCUCACACACACACACGGCUGCUCCUCCCCCCCCCAGCUACUUCUGGGACGGAGGAAACCGUUCGUGCCCAUUGUCUUGUGGGGGAGGAGAAGUUGUAAUUUUUAUUUACUUUUUAUUAAAAAGAAUAAAGUACAAGAAUUAGUUUUUAA